This is a messenger RNA of Zingiber officinale, 771 nucleotides long. RefSeq names its product L10-interacting MYB domain-containing protein-like. Lineage: Eukaryota; Viridiplantae; Streptophyta; Magnoliopsida; Zingiberales; Zingiberaceae. The transcript has 2 exons. The coding region runs from base 1 to 771 and encodes 256 amino acids. The record is from RefSeq and is a predicted model, not a curated record.
AUGGAUAAAAUUUUUAUAGAUGUUAUGUUAGAUCAACAAGUUAAUGGCAACCGAGUAGGUAGCACUUUCACGUCUACUGCAUACAAAGAAAUGGUUGUCAUUUGCCGUGAGAAGACUAAAAUUCCAUUGACAAAGGACCAUUUGAAGAAUAGAAUGAAAACAUUGAAGACUAACUUUAAUUCAUGUUACGAUUUAUUUAAAAAUGCAAUUGGAGUUCAAUGGCAUGCUGAGAGUAAGAGAUUUGAGGCCGAGGAAGAAGUUUGGAAGCAACUUAUUGAUGCUAAUCCAUCAAUUAAGAAGUGGAGAUAUACCCCUGCACCUCAUUAUGAGAAGUUGUUUGAGUUAUUUGCUUAUGACAAAGCGAAUGGUCAAGGAGCUUCCACUGUUGCCGAAAGAAAUGUUGAAAUUAUUCAAGAAGAAGAACAAAGAGAUGAUAUACAUGUGAGUUUUGAAGUAGACAUUGAUAGUUCACCAUUUGUCGAAGGAUUAAAGAAGAGAAAAAUUACAUCUGUUGAUGCUUAUGGCAAUAAGAAAAGUUCAGCCCUCGACUUAAAUAUCAAGGAAGUGGUUGCUGCAAUUGACCGUUCAAGUUCAUUUAUCGAGAAUAAGCCAUUUCAUCAACAAAAGUUAAAUGAGAAACUCUAUAAAGAUUUAGUUUCUGUUGGUGUUCUAGAUGAAAAUAUACUUGAUGUUUAUCUAUUCCUAGGAGAGAAUAAGGAGAAGAUAUGCUUGUUAUGGGAUGUCCAGUGGAGAAGAGACUUGCUCUUCUGA